ACACUCCACUAGCUUGGCUAUAUUAUAUCCAUCCACGGCAAGGUCUUCAUCUCGCUGCCAUCAAAGAACGCCCAAUUACUCGGCAUCCACGUCUGUUGGUGACAGGUGUCGUCAUUAAGAGGAUCUAUGUCUAUCUGACUGGCCAUGGUAUUCCCCAAGUAGUGGAAACUAGGACAUGCCUUAAUAUUUAAAAUCUUGGUGGAGGUAGCUUUAUAGAUGCACAAUGAGUGAGCACUUCUGUGUCAAAGGAUUUGAUGAAGCGUAUGAGUGGAUGACCGUUGGCAGAUAAUUGUUGGGUUUUACCACUACAGGGCUUUUGGAGCCGAUUUCUAUUUUAAAUGGAUUGUAACGGAAUAACAAGUCGCCCAUGGAACCUCCAUAUCAGUACCCAGGAUUCGACGUCUGGUAACCCCGACAACCUCGAAGGCAACUGUUUGUGCUGGGCGCCAAAUUUUACAACACCGAAAAUGGCGUUGAUAGAACAAGGUGAUUCCGCUCCCCCUGAGAACUGUCAGCGGCUUGUGGUUCUUGGGUCUAGUAAAGUGGGUAAAACAUCUUUAGUGGCUAGGUUUCUGUACAACAAGUUCGACGAUAAUUACACUCCCACAAUUGAAGAUUUCCACAGGAAAGUGUACCGGAUAAAAGGUGAAGCCUACCGCUUGGAUUUAUUGGACACUUCCGGGAACCAUCCAUUUCCGGCCAUGAGGAGACUUUCCAUGAUCACAGGUGACCUGUUUGUCCUCGUAUACAGUAUCGACAACAGAGAUUCAUUCGAGGAAGUGUCAAAGUUGUGUAAACAGAUCCAAGAGUGCAAAAGCCAAUGCCGGAAAGAGACAAAACGGUUAGCUCAUGUUCCGAUGAUGAUUGUGGGAAAUAAAUGCGAUAAAGAUAAAAACAGAGUUAUUGACCCUUCGGAACCAGAAAUGCUAAGGGAAGCAUAUCAUCACUGUGGUUUUCUUGAAACAUCAGCAAAAAAGAACAUCAAUGUUGAGGAAUCGUUUCAGACAUUAUUUGAUCUCGCUAAGUUACCCGUAGAAAUGAGUCCGUCAUUACAUCGGCGUGUCCAACCCUCAUAUAUCGGCGGAAACAGUUCACAGUCGGGAAAGCGAGGGAUGUCAAUAAGGCGCAAAAUGUCAGACGCGUGUGGAACCAUUGCGCCAAAUGUGCGCCGGCCAAGUAUUCGUACGGACUUGUUAGUGGCGCAAAUGCGCACAAAUGCUGGCAGUAGUGCCCCUAAAGUACCAGCAAAUGCCAGUGACCGAAACAGGACUGAGUUAAGAUGUGUGAUCCAGUGACUAAACUCUACAAUCCAAUCAUUCAGUGAUCAAAUUAUAUAUUUUAUAUUCAUGUAUAAAUAUCUGUUGGAUGUUGGUGUCGGUUAUUUAAGCCUUGAUGUCCAAAAUUGUGAAAUUAAAUUUGUCAUAAUAUGUAUGGUCCAAUAAAAUGAUCUUUGUUUUGGUAUGAACAUAUCAAAGAUAGUCAUAAAAGGUGAAGUCAUUUUUUGAUUACCAGUUCAGUUCACUUUGAUAUAACCCAAUAUAAAAUAUCCAGCACUGAUCAGAUUUACAGAAAAAAAAGAACAAAUACUGUCAUCCUAUUAAAACGAACGUCACGUUGUCAUCUUCUCUCAGACUAACAACAGAGAUGACCUGUUGAGUUUUUCAAAUGAAGGACAUUACCACUGGUAUUUUGUAACAAAUCAUAUGUGCUGUAACCUUUUCUGUGAGAAAAGAUAUACAUAAGUACAAAAAAGUCGUAUUCAACAUGACUAGAUGGAGGACGCUUUAUCCGUAACUUUACUUGGACUUUAAAUUGACUGUACGUGAAUACUGAAAAAAAUGGUUUAUCUUUUAAUUGUGAAAUAUUACCGAUAUUGAACAAAUAUUUCAGCGAUUUUUCCAAAACGCUUGAAGAAAAUUAUUUUGCAAAAAU
Molecule: messenger RNA, 1932 nt
Organism: Pecten maximus
Lineage: Eukaryota; Metazoa; Mollusca; Bivalvia; Pectinida; Pectinidae
Product: GTP-binding protein Rhes-like
Exons: 3
Coding region: 339-1295 (318 amino acids)
Molecular function (GO): GTP binding; GTPase activity
Source: RefSeq, a predicted model, not a curated record